AUGCAACCUAUGGUCAUGCAGGGAUGCCCUUAUACCCUCCCACGAUGUCAUGAAUGGCGAGCAGCUGACCAGUUCCAUCACAACAGCAGCCUCCGAAGCACCUGCCCCCAGCCUCAGGGCAGGGCAGAGCACCCCCUUGUUUCCGCAGUGGGCUUGGAUGAAUCUUCUGCUGUCCAAAUUCCUGAUCCUGACUUCCCUUGGCUCUGUCCCCAGGUUAGAGCUGCUGCUACCACCCCUGCGCCUCCUCAGGAUGGUGCUGGGGUUUCCUGCCUAAGCCCAAAGCUCUUCAACGGGUCUGUUGGUGCCGCUGGAUCUCUAGAACCACCAGCCAUGAAUCUGUGUUGGAAUGAAAUAAAAAAGAAGUCUCACAACCUCCGUGCUCGCCUUGAGGCCUUCUCGGACCACAGUGGAAAGCUUCAGCUCCCUCUCCAAGAGAUUAUCGACUGGCUCAGCCAAAAAGAUGAGGAAUUGUCAGCUCAGCUGCCCUUGCAAGGGGAUGUGGCCCUGGUGCAACAGGAGAAGGAGACACAUGCGGCCUUUAUGGAAGAUGUCAAGUCUCGGGGCCCCUAUAUCUACUCUGUGCUGGAGUCAGCUCAGGCCUUCCUGUCCCAGCACCCAUUUGAGGAAUUAGAGGAUCCUCGUUCUGAGAGCAAAGAUACCUCUCCCAGACAACGGAUUCAGAACCUUAGCCGCUUUGUGUGGAAGCAAGCAACAGUAGCCAGUGAACUAUGGGAGAAGCUGACAGCCCGCUGUGUAGACCAGCACCGCCACAUUGAGCGCACUCUGGAGCAGCUGUUGGAGAUCCAAGGAGCAAUGGAGGAAUUAAGCAAUACUCUGACACAGGCUGAGGGAGUCCGAGCCACAUGGGAGCCCAUUGGGGAUCUCUUCAUUGAUUCACUCCCUGAGCACAUUCAGGCUCUUAAGCUGUUCAAAGAAGAAUUCUCCCCCAUGAAAGAUGGAGUGAAAUUGGUGAAUGAUCUGGCCCACCAACUUGCCAUUUCUGAUGUACACUUGUCAAUGGAGAAUUCCCGAGCCCUGGAGCAGAUCAAUGUCCGCUGGAAACAACUACAGGUGUCAAUUGGUGAGAGGCUUAAACAGCUCCAGGAUGCCCACCGGGACUUUGGGCCUGGGUCACAGCACUUCCUCUCCUCCUCUGUGCAGGUUCCCUGGGAAAGAGCAAUUUCACCCAAUAAAGUUCCCUACUACAUCAACCACCAAGCUCAGACCACUUGCUGGGACCAUCCCAAGAUGACGGAGUUAUACCAAACCCUGGCCGAUCUGAACAACAUUAAAUUCUCAGCUUACCGCACUGCCAUGAAGCUACGUAGAGUCCAGAAAGCACUGCGUUUGGACCUGGUAACUUUAACCACAGCCCUGGAGAUUUUCAAUGAGCAUGAUCUGCAGGCCAGUGAGCAUGUCAUGGACGUGGUAGAGGUCAUUCACUGCCUCACAGCCUUAUAUGAACGGCUAGAGGAGGAAAGAGGCAUCCUGGUCAACGUGCCACUCUGUGUGGACAUGAGCCUCAACUGGCUCCUCAAUGUUUUUGAUAGUGGUCGCAGUGGAAAGAUGCGGGCAUUGUCUUUCAAGACUGGCAUUGCAUGCCUGUGUGGCACGGAAGUGAAGGAAAAAUUACAGUACCUCUUCAGCCAAGUAGCCAACUCAGGCAGCCAGUGUGACCAGCGCCACCUCGGUGUCCUGCUCUAUGAGGCCAUUCAGGUGCCCCGUCAGCUGGGGGAAGUGGCAGCCUUUGGGGGCAGCAAUGUGGAGCCCAGUGUCCGUAGUUGCUUCCGUUUUAGCACUGGGAAGCCAGUCAUUGAAGCUUCACAGUUCCUAGAGUGGGUCAACUUGGAGCCCCAAUCCAUGGUGUGGCUGGCUGUUCUGCAUCGGGUCACCAUUGCUGAGCAAGUGAAGCAUCAGACCAAAUGCUCUAUCUGUAGGCAGUGCCCCAUCAAGGGCUUCAGGUACCGGAGUCUGAAACAAUUUAACGUGGACAUCUGCCAGACAUGCUUCUUGACAGGAAGGGCCAGCAAAGGCAACAAGCUUCACUACCCCAUCAUGGAGUAUUACACCCCGACCACAUCCAGCGAGAACAUGAGGGACUUUGCCACAACCUUAAAGAACAAAUUCCGCUCAAAGCAUUAUUUCAGCAAACACCCUCAGCGAGGUUAUUUACCUGUGCAGUCGGUACUGGAGGCUGAUUACAGUGAGACGCUGGCUUCUUCCCCAAUGUUGCCACAUGCUGACACACACUCCCGCAUUGAGCAUUUUGCCAGCAGGCUUGCUGAGAUGGAAAGUCAGAAUUGUUCCUUCUUUAAUGACAGCCUGUCCCCAGAUGACAGCAUAGAUGAGGACCAAUACCUGCUGCGGCACUCCAGCCCCAUUACAGACCGGGAGCCUGGCCUUGGACAGCAGACCCCAGGCAGCAUGGCCACAGAAAGCAAGGGGGAGCUAGAGAAGAUCCUGGCACACUUGGAGGAUGAGAACCGGAUUCUCCAGGGAGAGCUGAAGCGCUUGAAGUGGCAGCACGAGGAGGCUGCUGAGGCCCCGACCCUGGCUGAGGGCUCUGCAGAGGUAGCACAGGACCCCCGCAAUGAGGAGCUGCUGGCUGAGGCCCGGAUCCUCCGGCAGCACAAGAGCCGCCUGGAGACACGCAUGCAGAUCCUAGAGGAUCACAAUAAGCAACUGGAGUCCCAGCUGCAGCGCUUAAGGGAACUGCUCCUGCAGCCACCCACCGAAUCAGAUGGCAAUGGCUCUGCAGGUUCGUCCCUAGCUUCCUCUCCGCAGCAGUCAGAAAGCAGUCACCCCCAGGAGAAGGGACAGACCACUCCAGAUACUGAGGCUGCAGAUGACGUGGGGUCAAAGAGCCAAGAUGUCAGCCUGUGCUUGGAGGACAUCAUGGAGAAGCUCCGCCAUGCCUUCCCCAGCGUGCGAAGUUCUGACGUGACUGCCAAUACCUUGUUGGCCUCUUGAGGGAGCCAGAUCCCCAUCCUAUAAUCCAUAGUUCUCUCCGGUUCUGGUCCAAGUCUUCCUUCAGCCUUCACCCAACCCUUCCGGCCCACAUUCCUCAGCCAGAGUUAUCUGAGCUCUGGGUAGGAGCAGGGAUCUGCUCAUAUGUGAGGUGGAUGCUUCAGGGCUGGGGGAGGGAGAGGCAUGGUUCCUCCAACUCUAGAAAUGUGCCCUUUAAUCCUCAAGUUUGAGACCAAUCCCUUACAUAUGUUUCUGUUGCAUCCAUGCAAGUGGCACUUGAAGGCCAUUCAGAUGGGGAGCAGAGAAGCUGUCUUGCAGAGCUAAGCAGUGCCCAUUAGCCCCUUUCCCUUCUCCAUAGCAUUAUGGACGUAAGGAAGCCUCAUGACCCCAGGGUUCCAGCAUUAUGAAUCUCCAGGGGUUAGCCCUCCUCUCUUCCCAACUCAGGGAGGCAGAAGGGUAUCCCCAAGACACCUCCCCAAAAAAAUGUCCCUGAAAAUGUUCGGGCAGCAUGUGACAUAUAACUUUAGUUUGACGCCAUCUCUCUGGCCAUCCUGAUGCUACCUAGAUGUUGUUUCCCCUCCGAAUAUCUUCAGUUCCUUCUGCCUCAGGCCCUGGCUGACGUUCCUCAAAGGUUGGGGGUGGGGGAAGAGUUCAUUCAGAUUCUUACUUACACUGUACCUUUGGGAACAUUAAAGACAUACUUAUGAGCUUAGUGUUUCCCCCAAUCCUCCUCCUUCCUGAAGGCCUCAGCCUCCUGAGACACCAGCUGAGUAGCUCUGGGAAUCCAGCUGAAGCCACCCUUAGCUCUUCUGGGUCUGUCCUUAGAGCCCUGGAGUAGGGGCAGCAGCUUGCUGGGCAAGGGGGUCUUGCUCUCCUUGGGUGAGGAAAGGGAAGCCACUCACUAGCCUGGAGGAGUGAGACUGCCCCACACCCUUGCAGGCUGGGACCCUUCUUUCUUUCAGGUAGAAUCAGCGGAGGUGGCUGAUUGUCCCUGGCCAAUCAUAAAACAGAUGCAAGUGGCGACCUGAAACAGGGGUCCCUUCCUAGGAGCCGCUGGCCGCAAAUCAGGAAGCUGGCCACUUUCCACCCAAACAAUAGCAAGGCCUUCCUUUGCAUAAAGCUGUUCUUUCUAACUCUGGAAGCUGAACCCGAUCCUCCAAGUAAACUAACUCUUCUUAGGCUACAGAUACCAUAAUCCCUUUAUCCAGAAACUCAUUCAGAGUAGAUAGCAGGGGAUGGGGGUGGGUGGGGGAGUGGGCUUGGGAAAUUUGCACAGAGUCGGUGCCCACUUAGGCAGCUUUCUACAAAAGGAGCUUUAUAACCUAGAGCCCUGCAAUUUACUUAAUUUGCCUAGGUUUAUAUACAUACGUAUCUAUCCUGCAGAUCUACUGUACAUCAGUACCCCCUGGCCUCACUCACAUUAAAUUCUAAAGCUCUUAAAGGAUUAAUGUUCUGCAUUGCUCUUUGUUAGCCCCAGCCUCUGGCUGGACGGAGAGAUGCAUCCUGGCUGCUCCCCUAGGAUGUCUCUCCAGUCAUGUUUGGGGUGAGCUGUCCUC
Molecule: messenger RNA, 4523 nt
Organism: Enhydra lutris kenyoni (northern sea otter)
Lineage: Eukaryota; Metazoa; Chordata; Mammalia; Carnivora; Mustelidae
Product: dystrophin related protein 2
Exons: 24
Coding region: 1-2970 (989 amino acids)
Biological process (GO): synaptic signaling
Cellular component (GO): plasma membrane
Molecular function (GO): protein binding; zinc ion binding
Source: RefSeq, a predicted model, not a curated record